Messenger RNA from Henningerozyma blattae CBS 6284, 894 nucleotides. It is a transcript of the gene CTP1, whose product is annotated as Ctp1p. The transcript has a single exon. The record is from RefSeq and is a predicted model, not a curated record. Gene Ontology annotation, molecular function: tricarboxylate secondary active transmembrane transporter activity. Lineage: Eukaryota; Fungi; Ascomycota; Saccharomycetes; Saccharomycetales; Saccharomycetaceae. Gene Ontology annotation, biological process: mitochondrial citrate transmembrane transport. The coding region runs from base 1 to 894 and encodes 297 amino acids.
AUGUCAGCCACUAAAUCUAAAACAGUUGACCCAACUAUAUCAUUCAUCGCUGGUGCUGUAGCUGGUGGGGUAGAAGCUUCCAUCACUUAUCCUUUUGAAUUCGCAAAGACAAGAUUACAAUUGUUAGAUCGUUCUGCUAAAACAUCUAGAAAUCCUUUGGUUUUGAUAUAUAAAACUGCAAGAUACCAAGGGAUUAGUCAUAUGUAUGUAGGUUGUCCCGCUUUUAUUGUUGGAAAUACUGCAAAGGCGGGUAUUAGAUUCUUAGGGUUUGAUACAAUUAAAAAUCUUUUGAAAGAUAAAAAAACUGGUGAAUUAACAACGGCAAGAGGAAUAUUGGCAGGGUUUUGUGCUGGUGUCUUGGAGAGUGUUACAGCAGUGACUCCAUUUGAAGGUAUUAAAACUGUUUUAAUUGAUGAUAAAAGAGCCGCGGUACCAAAAUAUAGUGGUAAUGGUCGUGGUAUAAGAAAUUAUUUAGAUGUUUGUAAAGAUCAAGGUUUCAAAGGUUUAUACAGAGGUGUAUUACCUGUUACAAUUAGACAAGCUGCAAAUUCUGCAGUACGUUUAGGUUGUUAUAAUAAAAUUAAAACUUUGGUUCAAAAAUUAACUCAUACUCCUUUAGAUAAACCGUUAACUUCAGCUAUGACCUUCUUAGUAGGUGCUUUUAGUGGAUUAGUCACUGUAUAUACAACGAUGCCUAUUGAUACAGUGAAGACAAGAAUUCAAAGUUUGGAUUCAACAAAAUAUAAAUCUACUUUGGAUUGUUUUGUGCGAGUUUAUAAAGAUGAAGGAUUAAGGACUUUUUGGAAAGGUGCCACUCCAAGAUUAGGUAGAUUAUUAUUAAGCGGUGGUAUUGUUUUCACAAUAUAUGAAAAAGUAAUGUUUAUAUUAGCUUGA